CGUCGUUCCAGGGAACGAGCGAGCUGCUGCCAACCAARCCGAUCCAAUCAUUUAUUUCCCGUCGCUUUGUUGUCCAAACCGACGUAGGAAAUAUUGAUCGGACUUUUCACUAGCUCUUUACCGUUCCUAAAUAUUAUGAACAACAACAAUUUGAACGGUGGCAAUCAUCACCGUCAGCAUCACCACCAACAAAACAACCAACAACARCGUUCACAACACGCACARCAAGGCCGUCCUUCCAUCCCACCACAGUUCCAGCAGCACUUCCAGAGACACCCCCAGCUUCAAGCCCGAAACCAGGACCCUCAGCUUGCCUAUCUUUUGGCAAAUGCAGCAGCCGGCAGAACUCAACAGCCACCAUCCCUCAAUGCUUUCCAGUCCAUGGGAGCUGGGAAUUCYGGCACCGCAGCGACCUCCCUCUUCGAGGAACAGAUUCUCCAGCGAGCCUCUGCCCUCCGAGCGGAGGCUUUGAUGCACCAAAACCAGCAGCAGCAUCCAUAUGGAGGAAGUAGCGGUGGAAAUAACAACCAACAGCAGCAUCGCCAACAGCUCCAGCUCCAGGCUGCCAUGCAGGCAUUUCAGCAGCAGCAGCAGCACUCACGUACCGGUGGUCCCCUAUCGACUUCGUCUAUGCGCAACUCCUCCUCUCCCCCCGCAAGAACACCCCAGCGCGACAUCCUUCAGCAGCAGCAGGAGGCUGCUCUCCUGGCAAGGGCCGCUACCCUCCGUGAUUACGGACUCGCUUCGGCAGGGGGAUCAUCCCCCAMCAGUGCUCAAUCAGAUCCUUCGGCCUUUUACGGAAGCGCACCCACCAUUGGGAGUGGGGGUCCCCCUGGUCCCGGCGGAAACCUCGGCCGCAUGCAGGAGCAYCUAGACAUGAAUGCUCUAAUGCGCCAUCGUCAGCAACAAAACAACCACCAGAGAGCCUUUGCCCUGGAGCAGGAGCUAGGGCGGGUCAACCAGACACAAAGGUACGCGGCAACUAGUGCACAGUCACCCUUGAAUGGUGGUGGACCAAGUGGCGUCAUCGCCAGUAACAGCGGCAGUUCUUUCAUCGGCAACGUUCCCAAAACCCAAAGCGGCAAUCCAGCACCUACUGUUGCGUCUGCUCAAAAGACCACGGCAUUGUCCAAGAGGGAUUCUGAGGCCUCAGAAGCUCCGUCUUCGGUAUUUUCCUCKGCWCCGCAGGGACAAGAUGGCCCCACUGCUGCAGCUGCAGCUGUUUCCAAGAACAAAACCGACGUCGACAGAGCACCCAAAGGCGACGAGGCGUCGACUGUAUCGACAUCAUCGAAGACUUCGACUGCUCCUUCCAAGACAAAACCAACUAUCAAUGCUCCAAAGAAAUCAUCCGGUCAGCAGCGCUCCACGCCAGAGUCUUCGGAUCCAGAAUUGAAGACUUCCGAACCAAUGGUCGCUGGUGACGCCGCAGCAGCUGCUACAACCGCUGCCUCCAUCAAAACGAAAGAGGAGCAUCGCAAUACUCCCGGAACUGUCAUUGUCCCGUGCAGAGCCAGGGGAAUGGUGCGUGUGAAAUCUAGGGAGCCUGAAACUAACUYAUAGAGAAUCGUGCUUGCGUAUCUUAUUUGGCGUUGAGUAUUUCAUGGAAAGCGGCUGCAAUCUCACUAAUUUUUUUUUCACUCCUUCAACAUUGACUUUUUCGAACACAUAAUCGAAUAGCCGAUGAAUCAUAACUUCAUUGUGAGUAGAGUUUUGCUGUUUCACGGAAUAUUGAUUAUACCUCCUACUUUUGAUUCGAAUUUUGUUGUUUUAGUUAUUUUCUAAUCUUUCUGUUUUCUUUUCUCUCCUUUCGUUGAUUGCUUGAUGGGAUACGGCUAUGAACUCAGUCGGCCUACUUUGUGAUAUCGGAAGAUGCGAAACACGGAGAAAAUCUUAUUUGUUCAUAUUUUGCAUGUCGCAACGGAGGAGUCAAGUUCCGAUAUUGCGCCUAUUGCAUGGCCCCGGUAGCSAAACGAAACUUCAGUCGCCGACAUGAUCAUGGAAUGUCCAAGAAUAUGGGUGCUGGCAACCUCCAGGACGAGGAAGAUGACGAUGACGAUGACACACUAGGCGAACAACCCGAAAAAAUGGAAUGCAUUCCAUGUGACAAAGAACUCAGUGGCAGCGAGGCAGAAAUAGAAAUCAAUGACCCGCAGCCGCCAGAGAAAGAGGAAAAUGAGCAUUUACCUACCGGUGACCAAGACGGCAAGCGCAAGGGAAUGGAAUCCGAUGUAGUUGAAGCCAAGGUCGAAGCGUCUAUUAUCGAUGCCGAUGACAACAAAACAAGCUCAGUUUCGGUGGAUUCCGAGCGCCAAUCCAUGUGGAACAAACUCUUGACCAAGCGCCCCCGCACAAACGAUCCGAAAGAACUCUCAUCGUGGCUCAGUGAAGUGAUAGCAAUUAGUGAUGUUGAUUUUCCCCUCGAACGAGUUUACGCACAGAACAUGAACAACCCCCUGGGCCAAAUUCUUUUCAACCAACUACCAACUCUAACCGAGCAAAAGAACGUAGCAGCAAAUGGUGUGGAGGAGACCGAAGGAGACUCGAUAAGGAAUUCCUCUAGCGCCAAGGAUUCUAUAGCGAGCAAUGGGAAGAAGGACUCUGAUGUAACCCUUGCAAGUGCAGAGGGUGACGAAGAAGCAUCUGACUCUACGAAGGAAGAACCAGACGACACUUUGGCUGGUGACAGUACCUCCAAGGGCCCGGAAAAGAAACCUAACAAAUCAGUGGCAACUAGUAGUCCCUCCAAAAAAAGGAAUGCUAGGAAUGACGAAGAGGGUUUUUCCGGAACCUUUGCCGAUUGGAGGGAUCGGAAGAAGGGCAGGUCACUCAAAAAAGGACCAGGGUCUCUUCGGAAGUAACCGAGAGUAAAUUUUCAGCGGCUCGAUUCGUUUGUAUAUGGAAUACAAAGGAAAACGAGUU
Molecule: messenger RNA, 2922 nt
Organism: Pseudo-nitzschia multistriata
Lineage: Eukaryota; Bacillariophyta; Bacillariophyceae; Bacillariales; Bacillariaceae
Source: the annotation of a GenBank genome assembly